Molecule: messenger RNA, 843 nt
Organism: Metopolophium dirhodum (rose-grain aphid)
Lineage: Eukaryota; Metazoa; Arthropoda; Insecta; Hemiptera; Aphididae
Exons: 3
Coding region: 1-843 (280 amino acids)
Source: RefSeq, a predicted model, not a curated record
AUGAACUGUGACACAGCAUAUGGUAUGUGGAACAAAUUACUUAGUGUGUACGAACAAAUGUCGGACACAAGCAUAACAAUAGUACAACAAAAAUUCUAUCGUUAUACAAUGGAUCCUAAGGACAAUAUAGCCGGUCAUAUUUCGAAACUAGAAAAUCUAAGUAGACAACUAAAACAAUUGGGAGAACCUAUCUCAGAAUCAAUGUUGAUUACAAAAAUUUUGAUGACAUUACCUGAUAGCUAUAGGCACUUCUACAGUGCAUGGGACUCAAUGAAUAGUACAAAUAGAACGCUAGAACAGUUAACCACUCGAUUGAUGGUGGAAGAAACACGACAAGUGCAAGGACAGGAGGUCCGUAACGAUGGUGCUGAAAGUAUUGCUUUGACUGCAAACAAAGCUAUAUCAGCAGCAGAACAAUUACAACUUCGACAAUUUGACGUUCAAACAGCCUUUCUAUAUGGAGAUUUGGACGAAGAAAUUUACAUGAGACAACCAGAAGGGUUCAACGAUGGUACCGAAAUGGUGUGCAGACUUCAACGCAGUUUAUAUGGCCUAAAGCAGUCACCACGAUGUGAAUUGCUGGACCAGCCAAAAACGGUGCCAACAAUGUAUGGAGACAAUCAAAGUGCGAUUAAACUCGUAAAAAAUCCAGAGUUUCAUAGAAGAACGAAGCACAUAGAUGUUCGCUACCACUAUAUAAGAGAAAAGUUCAAUGAGGGAUUGUUUUCAUUGGAGUACAUAUCCAGCAAGGAGCAGAUUGCGGACAUUAUGACAAAACCAACUCCACGAACGCGGUUCAAUGAGCUAAGGGAGAUGUUAGGAGUUAUAAAUAUUGAUGUAUAA